AAUACAGCAAGUAAACUUCAAGAUAUCAUCUGAAGAUGGCCGAGCAUCAAGGGGUUCGGAUUCCGCGAGUGAAACUCGGAACUCAGGGUCUUGAGGUUUCGAAGUUGGGUUUUGGCUGUAUGGGACUCACGGGUAUGUACAAUGAUCCUGUCCCGGAGGAAGUAGGCAUAUCGAUCAUCACCGACGCGUUCGCUCAGGGGAUAACAUUCUUCGACACGUCGGAUAUAUAUGGACCCAAAAUCAAUGAGAUUCUUGUUGGAAAGGCAUUGAAGAAGUUGCCGCGGGAGGAGGUGCAGCUAGCUACCAAAUUUGGUGUGAUGAAACUCGGAGCGGACAUCGUGAUCAAGGGGACGCCUGAAUACGUCCGCUCAUGUUGCGAGUCGAGCCUCGAGCGCCUUGGCGUCGAGUACAUUGACCUCUAUUACGUGCAUCGGAUUGACACAUCGGUCCCGAUAGAGGAAACUAUGGGAGAACUGAAGAAGUUGGUGGAAGAGGGAAAAAUCAAGUACAUCGGCUUGUCGGAGGCUAGCCCCGACACCAUACGGAGAGCGCACGCGGUUCAUCCCAUCACGGCCUUACAGAUGGAGUGGUCGCUCUGGACUCGCGAAAUCGAGCAAGAAAUCGUCCCGCUCUGCAGGGAGCUAGGAAUCGGCAUCGUUCCGUAUUGCCCUCUCGGUAGUGGGUUCUUCGGUGGCAGGGGAGUCACAGAAACUGUGCCCGCAAAUAGUUUUCUGAGAAAUUUUCCUAGGUUUGAAGCAGGGAAUUUGGACAAAAACAAGGUUCUUUACGCACGAAUGGAGAAGUUAGCGAAAAAGCACAGUUGCAGCCCUAUACAGCUUGCACUCGCGUGGGUUCUCCAUCAAGGAGAUGAUGUUGUGCCCAUCCCUGGAACGACGAAAAUUAAGAAUCUCCAUGGUAACAUUGGUUCCUUGAGUGUGAAGCUUACGGAGGAUGACGUGAAAGAGAUCUCGGAUGCCGUACCGAUUGAGGACGUUGCUGGCAACAGGAACAGUGAGCACAAUGUCCGCUCCUCGUGGAAGUACGCGAACACGCCCGUGAGAGAUGGCAAACCGUCGGCUUAUUAGACUCCUUUUGAGUGUGUUGAUGAAGCUAUUAGUAAUUAAACCAAAUUUGUAUGUCCUACAUGCAUGCAUAUUGACUGUUCAUGUUUCUAUGUCCAGUUCAAUAUUUCGUAAAUUCAAAGAAUCUAUCUCCUUGAAUAGUUUGUCCCUUGCCUUUUUCGCGGUAUCACUGUAAGAGCCCUUGCGUCCUUUUACAGUUGCUCUACUAAAACACUCGCAACUUAUUUCGAAGCCGUUUAUCUUUUUUCCACGAUGUCCCGUAUGUAUAGUCAUAGUUAUUCCCAUCAAAAGUAGAGAUGGGUAAUUUUCGUAAGGAAACGUCGGACAUAGUUUUAGUGUCUUGGAAAUGUAGUUGGGUGAUUUAGUAGAAGUUGAUUAGGACAAAUGCCCAAUACCAACCGAAUGAGACUCUGGCUCUGGCUUUAGUAGACGGUGGUCAGGACAAAUGCCCAAAAACAACCGAAUGAACCUAUAGCUUUGAUACUAAUUGUUGGAUUUUGGUUUGAUACUAAUGUUGGGUUGCAGAAGAUACUACUGCUGGUUUUUGUUGAGUGGGUGCAAGUGUGUAUACGUGUGUGAAACAAGACUUUGGUAAGGGAUCAAGCGAAGGAGCAAGAGAGGCAAGGUAGGGAAAUUCUAUUGAGUAGUGCAAUGGUGUUACGACGAGAGUGGGACUUUGAGAGUUCGUGCAGCAGAAGUGGAGGAGGUCAAGGAGAUGGAUCACUCCUUUAACAGAGAAGA
Molecule: messenger RNA, 1823 nt
Organism: Syzygium oleosum
Lineage: Eukaryota; Viridiplantae; Streptophyta; Magnoliopsida; Myrtales; Myrtaceae
Product: probable aldo-keto reductase 1
Exons: 7
Coding region: 36-1085 (349 amino acids)
Cellular component (GO): cytoplasm
Source: RefSeq, a predicted model, not a curated record